Molecule: messenger RNA, 3849 nt
Organism: Halteromyces radiatus
Lineage: Eukaryota; Fungi; Mucoromycota; Mucoromycetes; Mucorales; Cunninghamellaceae
Exons: 14
Coding region: 1-3759 (1252 amino acids)
Biological process (GO): phosphatidic acid biosynthetic process; cell motility; intracellular signal transduction
Molecular function (GO): D-type glycerophospholipase activity; phosphatidylinositol binding
Source: RefSeq, a predicted model, not a curated record
AUGGGAACCAACUUCGCCACAAAUAACGACAAUCGUGAUACAUUUGAAUUGAUUCGGGAAAAUCGUUGGUUCAACUUGAAUUUUGGAUCUGGACAAUCAAGCAGAAGACAUUCCAGCGAUGAUUACAAUGACUUUUUUAUAAACAAGAAUAAGUUUGAUGAUGAUGAUCUUUUGCCUUCCUGUAUUGACUUCAAACACGACGUGACGACUGAUGGUCAAGACCAAGACAAUACCAACUAUUUUAUGCAUCCAUUCCAAACUAGCAUUGAUGAUACCUCCUUACCUCCGCCAAAAGCCACUCCUGAAAUCACUGACAACAAUAUCACCAAAAGUCAUUGGGAAAGAACAAUGGACAAAUUACGCCUGAUUUCAUCAAUACAACAGCAAGGCGAGCCAACUACUCAAUUGGAUACAACCGCCACCACAAUCGUUACUUCUAGUAGUGCUUUGGUUCCUUAUUAUCCACCAGCGUUUGAUCCUAUUUUUAUUGCAUUUUCAAGAGAUGAACAUGGAAACAAAUUGCCACCAAUCUUAUUACAAUGUCUCAAUGUGUCAGUGACAGAUUCUGAAUAUCUCGAUGGAAUGGGUCAAUGGGCCUUUCGUAUAGAACUGCAAUACGGGGAUGUGAAAUGGGUGAUUUAUCGAACUAUUGCCGAAUUCGUCAUGCUUCAUUAUAUGCUCAGAUUCAAGUCUAGUGUAUCAGAUUAUGUGCCAGCGCCUCCAACAUUUCCAAAUCAAUUACAAAGCUUAUACGACUCGGCAAAAACAACAAUUGGAUGGGAUCGGAAGGAAGAUGAAGAUGAUGAUCAAGAUCAGAUACAGCAGCAACAAAAUAUGGAUAUCAAUGAUGAGAAUGAAAAACAACGAGAUGCACUUGAUCGACGUAUCGCCUUGACAACUUACCUCCGUGAUUUAUUUAAAAGAGCUCAUAUGCAAAUCAGCUACGAUGUAUGCGAAUUCUUGGAACUCUCUGCGAUCAGUAUGGUGCAAGAUAUGGGUUGGAAAGGAAAAGAAGGCUAUCUACAACAUCGAAUCAAUUUUGUCAAUCCUCGAUGUUGCCAAUUUUGGACAUCUCGUGCAUGGAACACUGAAUGGGUAUUGCUACGUGACUCUUAUAUAGCCUUUUGUGAAAACAUCAGUUCCGACACUCCUACUGAUGUAUUGAUGCUCGACAAGGGAUUUACAAUGACCUCCAGUGAACCGAAUCUUUUGGGCCAUUAUCAUUUGACUCUUACCAAUCAAACUCGUCGGAUCAGACUUAAAGGUAGCAAACGCGAAAUGGAUGAAUGGUGGAACAAUAUCAAGAAGGUUCAGAACGAAAGUCCUUGGGUGCGUAAUCAUCGAUUUGGUUCAUUUGCUCCUGUACGUCACAACGCCAAAGUCAAAUGGUUUGUCGAUGCUGAAAAUCAUUUCAAUGCUGUUGCUGAAGCAAUAUUAUCAGCCAAAUCAGAAAUAUAUAUCGCAGAUUGGUGGCUAUCUCCAGAAUUAUAUCUUCGUCGUCCUCCUGCUCAAAAUGAAGAAUUCAGAUUGGAUCGACUUUUACAACGCAAAGCUCGUGAAGGUGUGAUGAUUUAUAUCGUUGUAUACAAAGAAAUGUCUUUGGCUCUGACUAUCGAUAGUGCUCAUACUAAACAAUGGCUUCAAAGCUUGCAUCCUAACAUUAUGGUACAACGUCAUCCUGAUCAUGCUUCAAUGGAUAAUAAUGUUCUGUUUUGGUCUCAUCAUGAAAAAAUAGUUGUGGUGGAUAAUCGUUUAGCAUUUAUUGGUGGAUUGGAUUUAUGUUUUGGUCGCUAUGAUUCUCAUGAACAUUCUUUAUCAGACUGGGUUCCUGAUGAUCCUGAUCAAGAAAUUUUCCCUGGUCAAGACUAUUCAAAUCCGAGAAAAAAGGAUUUUGUCAAUGUGGCACAUCAUGAUUUGACUUUGGUUGAUCGUCAAGUAAUUCCUCGUAUGCCAUGGCAUGAUGUCACUCUAGCAACGGUUGGACCCAUGGCAAGAGAUAUUGCAAGACAUUUUAUUCAGCGGUGGAACUACCUCAAAGCAACCAAAAGUAUGCAUCGACAGAAUUUACCUUUCUUGCUUCCCAAAGGUGAAUAUGUGGCCGCUCGUGAUGAAUCCAAGUUCAAGGGCACCUGCAGAGUGCAAGCACUUAGAUCAUCUGCACAAUGGAGUUCUGGUGUGGAAAGAGAGCAUUCGAUUUACAAUGCUUAUAUGGAAUGUAUUAAUCAAGCAAAACAUUUUAUUUAUAUCGAAAAUCAGUUCUUUAUUAGUGCAACAGAUCAAGACAAACUGCUACGAAACAAAAUUGCACAAGCUUUGGUAGAGCGCAUCAUCCGAGCACAUGAAGAAAAAGAAAAAUUCAAAGUAUUUAUUAUUAUACCAUUGGUACCAGCUUUUGAAGGUGAUCUUGCUGAUUCUGGAUCAUCAGCAAAAUCGGUGAUGCAUUUUCAAUAUACUUCCAUAUCAAGGGGCGGUAACUCUAUUAUUGAACGACUUGAACGAGCUGGCAUCAAUCCAUCUGACUAUAUUGAUUGGUACUCAUUGCGAAACUGGGGAAGAAUACAACAGACAAGACGACAGCAGGAUCAUCAACCAACAGAAAAUAAUGACAUUAGAAAAGAUGGAUCUCAUUCGGAAGAGAACAAUACUCCCUUUCAUUCGACUUUUGUUGCCGAGGCUUCAGCUACCACCGAUGAUCAUGAUAAUGAUACCCCUCUCGAUGAUCAACAAUCUUCUGAAAUACAUAUACCACUGAAAAAGGACGAUGAUCAAGUUUCUAGGGAUGAUGAUGAUAAUAGCGAAUACGAUGAUGCUGAUCAGUAUGUUUCAGAAUUACUCUAUAUUCAUGACAAGAUUAUGAUUGUGGAUGAUAGACUUGCUUUGAUUGGAUCAGCAAAUAUCAACGAUAGAUCACAAUUAGGUAACAGAGAUUCUGAAAUCGCGAUGGUAAUUGAAGAUACGGAGAUGGUUGGCUCCUACAUGGAUGGGAAAAAGUACAAGGCAGCCAAAUUCGCGCAUACAUUACGAUUACAACUUUGGAAGGAACAUUUGGGACUUUUGGACUUUGAUGAUUGGUCGAGCUUAUUGGCAAACGACAAGGAUCAUAACAGUGAUAUUGUGAAUCAUUUAGAUGUGACUUCUGCAACGCAGCAACAAAAUAUGGAUCAUCAUCAUCGUCAUCAUCAUCAUCAUCGUCAUAAGCACCACCAUAGCCACCGUCACUACCAUCACCAGACUCAAAAGGAUAAUGACAAGGAUAUUCAAUUUUGUGAAGCAGAGGAACCUGUACGUAUGAUCGAUCGUCUUAGUCGCACUCGCAGCUUAUAUGACACAUUUAAAGCGCCAAAUCAAGGCAAGGACAGCAAUGAUGAACAACAAAGAUUGGACGCGAUGGCUCUCGACCCACUCUCUGAUCAAUGUUAUUAUAACGUUUGGCGAAAGACAGCAGAAUCCAAUACUUUGAUAUACCGACGACUCUUCCAUUGUGUUCCUGAUGAUACUAUCCACACUUAUGAACAGCAUCGCCGUUUUACUGGAAUGAACAUGUCCGAUAAUAGUACAGAAACCCCAUCUGCCACCUCUCUUUUCACUGCUUAUGGUCAUGUGGCUGAUCCUUUGUUGUCUGGACAAGAAAUCCGUGAAGAAUUGGAAACAAUUCAAGGUCAUCUGGUGCAAUUCCCCGUCAACUAUCUCAAAGAUGAAAAUAUGAUUGGAUCUAACAAUAUUAUUGAUUCAGUGACUCCUAUGGUUAUAUUUACUUGAUAGAUAGAUCAUUUACUUUUUUUUUUUUGUGGCAAUAAACGAUUUUUUAUUUAUACAUCUUGUCUCUCUCUCUCUUUUUUUUUUUAUUUU